Carassius auratus (goldfish) is the source of this 3098-nucleotide messenger RNA. RefSeq names its product myosin heavy chain, fast skeletal muscle-like. Lineage: Eukaryota; Metazoa; Chordata; Actinopteri; Cypriniformes; Cyprinidae. The transcript is spliced from 23 exons. Gene Ontology annotation, biological process: actin filament organization. Gene Ontology annotation, molecular function: microfilament motor activity; ATP binding; actin filament binding. Gene Ontology annotation, cellular component: cytoplasm; myosin complex; actin cytoskeleton. The record is from RefSeq and is a predicted model, not a curated record. Bases 132 to 3098 code for a protein of 988 amino acids.
UCAGCUGAGUCUUCAGUAAAGAUACUAUAUAAAUUACAACCUCUGAUUGAGGCACAGUUGCCCAUCAAAACUGAAUCCUGAACUUGACAGCUGCAAUUUCCAUCUGAGAUUAAUACAAGUAAAGUACAAUCAUGGGAGAUGGUGAAAUGGAGUGUUUCGGCCCGGCGGCCAUUUACCUCCGGAAGCCAGAAAGAGAGAGACUCGAGGCUCAGACUGCUCAAUUCGAUGCCAAAACAGCAUUCUUCGUGACAGAUCCAGCUGAGAUGUACUUGAAAGGUACUCUUCUUAGUAUAGAGGCUGGCAAAGCUACUGUCAAAACUGACUGUGGGAAAACUGUCACCGUAAAAGAAGAUCAAAUCUUCCCAAGGAAUCCUCCCAAAUUUGACAAAAUGGAGGACAUGGCCAUGAUGACCCACCUGAAUGAGCCUUCUGUGCUGUUUAACCUCAAAGAGCGUUACGCAGCAUGGAUGAUCUAUACCUACUCUGGUUUGUUCUGUGCCACUGUCAAUCCAUACAAAUGGCUCCCAGUGUACGACGCAGUUGUUGUGUCUGGAUACAGAGGCAAAAAGAGGAUUGAAGCCCCACCUCACAUCUUCUCCAUCUCUGACAACGCCUACCAGUUCAUGCUAACUGAUCGUGAGAACCAGUCUGUCCUGAUUACUGGAGAAUCUGGAGCAGGAAAGACUGUGAACACAAAACGUGUCAUUCAGUACUUUGCAACUGUUGCGAUGGCUGGUCCAAAGAAGACAGACUCUGGCCCUGGAAAAAUGCAGGGAUCACUGGAGGACCAGAUCAUUGCAGCCAACCCUCUGCUGGAGGCUUAUGGUAACGCCAAGACUAUAAGGAACGACAACUCCUCUCGUUUUGGUAAAUUCAUCAGGAUUCACUUUUCGGGCACUGGUAAACUGGCCAAAGCAGAUAUUGAAACUUAUCUGCUAGAAAAGUCAAGGGUAACAUUCCAGCUGUCUGCUGAGAGGAGUUACCACAUCUUCUACCAGCUCAUGACUGGACACAAGCCAGAGCUGCUCGAGGCCCUGCUCAUCACCACCAACCCUUACGACUAUCCGAUGAUCAGCCAGGGUGAAAUCACUGUCAAGAGCAUCGAUGAUGUGGAGGAGUUCAUUGCCACAGAUAGUGCCAUUGACAUUCUGGGCUUCAAUGCUGAUGAGAAGAUCAGCAUCUACAAGCUGACAGGUGCGGUGAUGCAUCAUGGGGCCAUGAAGUUCAAACAGAAGCAGAGAGAGGAGCAGGCAGAACCUGAUGGCAAUGAGGCGGCUGAUAAAAUCGCCUACCUCAUGGGCAUCAACUCCGCUGACAUGCUGAAAGCUCUGUGUUACCCCAGAGUGAAGGUCGGGAAUGAGAUGGUGACCAAAGGCCAGACCGUACCACAGGUGAACAAUGCAGUCUCUGCACUCUGCAAGUCUGUCUAUGAGAAAAUGUUCUUGUGGAUGGUCGUCCGUAUCAAUGAGAUGUUGAACACGACGAAUCCUAGAGAGUACUACAUCGGUGUGCUGGACAUCGCUGGAUUUGAGAUCUUUGAUUAUAACAGCUUGGAGCAGCUUUGCAUUAACUUCACAAAUGAGAAACUGCAACAGUUCUUCAACCACACCAUGUUUGUUCUGGAGCAAGAGGAGUACAAGAAAGAAGGCAUUGAAUGGGCAUUCAUUGACUUUGGUAUGGACUUGGCUACCUGCAUUGAGCUCAUUGAGAAGCCAAUGGGCAUCUUCUCCAUUCUUGAAGAAGAGUGCAUGUUCCCAAAGGCUACAGACUCAAGCUUCAAAAACAAGCUGCAUGACCAGCAUCUGGGAAAAUGUUCAGCUUUCGAGAAGCCCAAGCCUGGGAAAGGCAAAGCAGAGGCCCACUUCUCUCUGGUGCACUACGCCGGCACUGUGGACUACAACAUUACUGGCUGGUUGGAGAAGAACAAGGAUCCACUGAACGACUCUGUCGUGCAACUUUACCAAAAGUCAGCACUCAAAGUGCUGGCCUUGCUGUAUCUCGCUGUGCCAGAAGCAGAGGGAGGUGCAAAGAAAGGAGGCAAGAAGAAGGGUGGUUCCUUCCAGACGGUGUCUGCAGUUUUUAGGGAGAACUUGGGUAAACUGAUGUCUAACCUGAGGAGCACUCACCCUCACUUUGUGCGCUGCUUGAUUCCUAAUGAAACCAAGACUCCAGGUCUGAUGGAGAACUUCCUGGUUAUCCACCAGCUCAGGUGUAAUGGUGUGCUGGAGGGCAUCAGAAUCUGCACGAAGGGUUUCCCCAGCAGAAUCCACUACGGUGACUUCAAGCAGAGAUACAAAGUAUUAAAUGCUGCUGUCAUCCCUGAGGGACAGUUCAUUGACAACAAAAAGGCUACAGAGAAACUCUUGGGCUCUAUUGAUAUUGACCACAACCAAUACAAAUUUGGACACACCAAGGUGUUCUUUAAAGCUGGUCUGUUGGGUACUCUUGAGGAGAUGAGAGAUGAAAAACUAUCAAGUCUGGUUACCAUGACUCAGGCUUUGGCCCGAGGAUAUGUAAUGAGGAAGGAGUAUGUCAAAAUGACGGAGAGGAGGGAGGCAAUUUAUUCCAUCCAAUACAACAUCCGCUCAUUCAUGAAUGUCAAACAUUGGCCAUGGAUGAAGGUGUACUUCAAGAUCAAGCCUCUUCUGAAGAGUGCAGAGAGUGAAAAAGAAAUGGCAUCAAUGAAGGAGAACUUUGAUAAAAUGAAAGAAGAUUUAACAAAGGCAUUAGCUAAAAAGAAGGAGCUUGAGGAGAAAAUGGUGUCACUUGUUCAGGAGAAAAACGAUCUUCUACUGCAAGUAACUUCUGAAUCUGAAAACCUCAAUGAUGCUGAGGAGAGAUGUGAAGGGCUCAUCAAAAGCAAGAUCCAACUUGAGGGCAAACUCAAAGAGACAACAGAGAGACUAGAAGAUGAGGAGGAAAUCAAUGCUGAACUGACUGCCAAGAAGAGGAAACUGGAGGAUGAAUGCUCUGAGCUGAAAAAAGACAUUGAUGACCUGGAGCUCACCUUGGCAAAAGUGGAGAAGGAGAAACAUGCAACAGAGAAUAAAGUCAGUAUAUAUAUAUAUACAUUCUACAAUAUGCUCAACCAAUCGUAG